This is a messenger RNA of Colletotrichum destructivum, 219 nucleotides long. RefSeq lists its product as uncharacterized. NCBI's taxonomy places the organism in Eukaryota, Fungi, Ascomycota, Sordariomycetes, Glomerellales, Glomerellaceae. The coding region runs from base 1 to 219 and encodes 72 amino acids. The transcript has a single exon. The record is from RefSeq and is a predicted model, not a curated record.
AUGUUCACGCAAUCGCGUCCUAGUAUCACGAGCCACAUAGGCAAAAGCGACGUCCAGUCCGGGGUUUUUAUUUUAUUUUAUAUCAUCUUUGCCAAGGUCGACGUUCUCUUCGCUCUGGAUGACACGAUGCCCGUGACAGCUGGCGUGAGGAACGACGCAAAGCCCGCUUCAGACGGCGUUGUUGAGCAGCAUCUCGUAGCGAACCGCGAUGUGCUAUGA